Molecule: messenger RNA, 501 nt
Organism: Branchiostoma floridae (Florida lancelet)
Lineage: Eukaryota; Metazoa; Chordata; Leptocardii; Amphioxiformes; Branchiostomatidae
Product: E3 ubiquitin-protein ligase CCNB1IP1-like
Exons: 5
Coding region: 19-501 (160 amino acids)
Biological process (GO): reciprocal meiotic recombination
Cellular component (GO): synaptonemal complex
Molecular function (GO): ubiquitin protein ligase activity
Source: RefSeq, a predicted model, not a curated record
CCCGGGAUCGAGAGCCAAAUGUACGCCCAGGAACAUUACUGGGAACGAGUUCAAACUUCUGACCAAUCACAGACCAGAUGUGCACAAGCCGCCAUUUUGGAAAAUCGAAAAUUCGACGAUUCGCAGAAAACAAGAAAAGGGAGAGAAAGUAAAUCGAAAGACGUUUCUGUCACUAUGGACAACGAUCUCAUCUGCAACUUCAAGAAGUGUCGCAAGAGGCUCACAGCGUUUGCUUGGGUGACGUCUUGUUCCCAUAUAUUCUGUGAUGAUGAUGGGACUAGGGAGUUCAACAAAUGUUACACCUGUCCAGCAUGUGAAACCAGCUUAUCGGACAAGUUUGAUACUUCCUCAAACAUAUCUCAAAUCUCACACCAGGAGCGCACGUACCAGGAGUACAUGUGCAACAAGGCAAAGGAGAGGAGUGUUCAGCUGGAGAAGUACUACGAACAGGUGCUGACCACAACACAGGCAGAGCUGAGCUGUAUCCUUCUGUCUCUGUAG